AUGGAGCUCCCAGGAAUGACCACUAUUUUCUUGCUGGUCUGCAUCUCAUGCCUUCUCUUUGCCACAUGGAGAAGCAUAUCACAAAAAGAGAAGCAGCCUCCUGGUCCCAUCGCACUCCCCAUUGCUGGAAACAUACUCCAGCUGAACCCAUGGAACUUGCCGGAAAGCUUGAAGAAGCUCAGCAAGAAGUAUGGUCCCGUCUUCACAAUAUAUUUAGGCCCACAAAAGGUUGUGGUGCUGUAUGGCUAUGACAUUGUGAAAGAAGCUCUGAUCGAUCAGGCAGAUGACUUCAGUGGAAGAGGAAAUCUACCACUGCUUAAAAGACUCUUCCAAGGCACAGGCAUUGUGACCAGCAAUGGGGAGACCUGGAAGCAGCUUCGACGAUUUGCAGUCACCACCCUGCGGGAUUUUGGGAUGGGGAAGAAGAGCAUCGAAGAGCGAAUCCAGGAGGAAGCUUGUUUUCUGGUGGAGAGAAUCAGGAACACACAUGAGCGACCCUUCAACCCUGGCAACUUCCUAGUCCACGCUGUUUCCAACAUCAUCUGCUCUGUCAUCUUUGGGGAUCGGUUUGACUAUGAGGACAAGAAAUUUCUAACUUUAAUUGAGUUGCUAGAUGAAACCAACAAGCUCCAGAAUUCUAUACAAACACAAGUGUGUACACUAUACAAUUUCUUUCCAAUUGUCAUGGAGUAUUUACCUGGGCCUCAUCAAAAAAUGAUAAAAAAUACUGAAAAAGUUGAUCAAUUCAUUUUACAAAUCAUAGCAGAACACCAGAAAACCCUGGAUCGCACUUGUCCUCGAGAUUUUAUUGAUGCUUUUCUCAACAAAAUGGAACAGGAGAAAGAAAAUGGUCACACAAAAUUCACCGUUGAGACCUUGAGCAGAACCACGCUUGACUUGUUCCUUGCAGGAACAGGGACCACCAGCAUCACACUGAGACAUGGACUUGUGAUUCUCCAGAAAUACCCAGAGAUAGUAGAGAAAAUUCAAAAGGAGAUUGACUGUGUGAUUGGCCGAGACAGAAGGCCCUGCAUGGCAGAUCGGAGCCAGAUGCCCUACACAGAUGCUGUGGUCCAUGAAAUCCAGAGAUUCAUUGAUUUCCUUCCACUUAAUGUCCCACGUACUGUGAUCAAAGACACCAAGUUGAGAGACUAUUUUAUCCCCAAGGACACUAUGAUAUUCCCUACGUUGACUUCCGUUCUACAUGAUAGCAAGGAAUUUCCAAAUCCAGAAAAAUUUGACCCAGGACAUUUCCUGAAUGAAAAUGGUACCUUUAAAAAGAGUGACUACUUCAUGCCAUUUUCUGCAGGAAAACGCAUCUGUGCAGGAGAAGGUCUGGCCCGGAUGGAGUUAUUCAUAUUUUUAACAGCCAUCCUGCAGAACUUUUCUUUGAAAUCUCUUGUGGAUCACAAGGACAUUGACAUUUCCCCAUUAGUCAGCACUCUGGCAAAUAUGCCCCGGCCUUAUGAGGUCUCUUUUCUUCCACGUUAGCCAAGCAAAGACAGUUGCCAGCUCCCAAACUCAUGAAAGCUCUGGUUGAAUGACAGGCAUUUCCCAGACUGUUGAGACUGAAACACUCAGAUCAUUUGCUAGAUACUUUACAGAGAGAAAUGUGCCUAGAAAAGAAAAUUGUAUGGUGCUUUUAUAAUCACUGCAGCCAGCUCUAAACAGAAACAGAGUAGGCAAUUGCGUAAGAAAGGAGACAGCUCCCUGUGCAAAAUUAUACAGGCUCUCUUCUGCACCUACCUCACCUAGCUCAGGUUCCUAUCGGGCUCCUGACAUCCUGACAUGUCAGGCUGCAUGGACUCGUGCUCUGAGAGCCCUGCUGCUGCUGUCCCUAUUGCUUGAUCCUCUUGGCACAGCAGAAACAGAUGCAUGUACUCCAGGGCUUCCACAGGCUGCUUGAGGUACCUCUCCCUUGUAUUUUCAGUUUGUUUGUGACCUAUUUGUAAUGGUAGGCAUAAAACAGCGUCU
This is a messenger RNA of Egretta garzetta (little egret), 1974 nucleotides long. Its product is annotated as cytochrome P450 2H1. Lineage: Eukaryota; Metazoa; Chordata; Aves; Pelecaniformes; Ardeidae. The record is from RefSeq and is a predicted model, not a curated record. The transcript is spliced from 9 exons. Gene Ontology annotation, molecular function: iron ion binding; heme binding; oxidoreductase activity, acting on paired donors, with incorporation or reduction of molecular oxygen, reduced flavin or flavoprotein as one donor, and incorporation of one atom of oxygen. Bases 1 to 1491 code for a protein of 496 amino acids. Gene Ontology annotation, biological process: xenobiotic metabolic process. Gene Ontology annotation, cellular component: cytoplasm; intracellular membrane-bounded organelle.